This is a messenger RNA of Lottia gigantea (owl limpet), 636 nucleotides long. RefSeq lists its product as hypothetical. The coding region runs from base 1 to 636 and encodes 211 amino acids. Gene Ontology annotation, biological process: regulation of cytoskeleton organization. Gene Ontology annotation, cellular component: axoneme. The record is from RefSeq and is a predicted model, not a curated record. The transcript has 6 exons. Lineage: Eukaryota; Metazoa; Mollusca; Gastropoda; Lottiidae. Gene Ontology annotation, molecular function: microtubule binding.
AUGACGCCCAAAAAUGCGGAGGAUUUUGACGAAUUUCAACAAUCCGAAUUGGAAGAUUUGUACAGUUGGAUUGACAGUAUUCCGCUUUCUCGUCCGAAACGAAAUAUUAAUCGAGAUUUUUCGGAUGGAGUGUUGGUAGCAGAAGUGGUGAAACAUUCCUUGCCAAAAUUGGUUGAGUUACAUAAUUAUGCUCCAGCUAACUCCACAACCCAUAAAAUACAAAACUGGUCUUUAUUAAACAGAAAAGUUUUUUCCAAGUUACAUUUCCAGUUGUCAGAUGAUGUGAUUAAAAGUGUAGCUUUAUGUAAAGUUGGAGUGAUAGAAAAAGUUUUAUUAAUGUUACGUGUAAAAACAUCUAAAGCACAAUUUGAGUUAAAUCAUAGAGUGAAGGCAGAGCAGACUAUCACCCCUCCUCGUGCUAUUAGUGAUAAACCUGAGGCAGAUCAAAAUAUUUCUUCAGGACAAAUUUUAUUAGAAGAAAAAGAACAGGAAAAUUUAGCCAAGGAGGAAACAAUACAGAUAUUACAAGCUAAAAUAAAAAGAUUAGAACAUUUGGUCCAUUUAAAGGAUGUAAGAAUAGAUGAUCUACAGAAUCGUAUUGAACAGCUUCGUCCAACUGGUCAUCAGAGACGGUGA